CUCCUCGAAGGUCUCUGCGCUCUUGCUCUGAGCUCUCUGAGCUCUCUUCUCUUUGACAGGCACGUUCAAGCGCUUCCGCCGAGAGUCCUCGACGAAAUGGCAGCUAUCUCCGUGAGUUUGAGUGUGGUGCAGGAAGCGAUGGCUCUGAGCUCUGUCCCCGUGUGUAAUGCGGGAAGUUUGAAGUCCCCUUCGGUGGCGAUGAGAUCGUCUUUCGGAGGGACCAGGCUGAAGGCAAGCUGCUUGAAGACUCGCGCAUCAGGUUCCGCUCCCGGAUCUCUUGUCACCCGAUGCACGGCCACGGUGCCGGCAUCGACUUCCGCCAAGUCCAUCGACACCGCGAAUGAUGCGCGAGUGUAUAACUUCGCGGCCGGUCCCGCGACACUGCCCGCUAAUGUGGUCAAGCAGGCACAAGCAGAUCUCUUCAACUGGAGGGGUAGCGGCAUGAGCGUUAUGGAAAUGAGCCACCGUGGGAAGGAAUUUCUUUCCAUAAUUCAGAAAGCGGAGGCUGAUCUGAGGACGCUUCUGAAAAUUCCUGAGAACUACGAGGUUUUGUUCUUGCAAGGAGGUGCCUCGAGUCAAUUUUCCGCCAUUCCACUGAAUUUGUGUACUCCGGAGGAUACAGCAGACUUUAUUGUUACUGGGUCGUGGGGAGACAAGGCGUACAAGGAAGCUCAAAAGUACUGUAAGGCUAACCUCUCAUUCACUGGGAAGCCUGGCAAGUAUACUAAUCUUCCUUCAGAGAGCGAGAUCAAGCUGACUCCAGGGGCAAAGUUCGUGCACAUUUGUGCAAAUGAGACGAUUCAAGGCGUUGAGUUCAAAGAGUACCCCAAUGUCGGUGACGCAAUUUUGGUUGCCGAUAUGUCCUCGAAUUUUUGUUCCAAGCCCGUUGAUGUAUCGAAGUUUGGCAUAAUAUACGGAGGUGUGCAGAAGAAUAUUGGUCCUGCUGGCGUCGUCAUCGUUAUCAUCCGGAAGGAUUUGCUUGGAAAUGCGCAACCUCAAACUCCCACCAUGUUUGAUUACAAGAUUCAUGCCGAGAACAAAUCUUUGUACAACACUCCUCCUUGCUUCCCCAUUUAUGUGUGUGGCCUUGUGUUCGACGAUCUUCUGGCUCAAGGCGGUCUGGAAGCAGCCGAGGAGAGAAAUAUCGAGAAGGCUUCUUUGCUGUACGAUGCAAUCGAGGGAAGUAACGGCUUCUACAAGUGCCCUGUGGAGAAAUCUGUGCGGUCGCUGAUGAAUGUUCCAUUCACCAUGCAAACUCCAGAGCUGGAAGCCGAGUUUAUUAAGGAGGCGGCUGCUCAGGGAAUGGUCCAAUUGAAGGGACAUCGUUCUGUCGGUGGUGUGAGGGCAUCCAUCUACAAUGCCAUGCCGAAGGCUGGAGUCGAGAAGCUGGUUGCACUAAUGAAGUCUUUCCAAUCGAAGCACUCGUCAUAAUGGCAAACUGUCAGCCAUUUUCCUCUCUGAAUAGCUUAGAUAGAUUUUUGUUAACAGUAGGUAGUUUACCCGGGGAACCGAUUCUUUGUUUUUUCAUGUCCGAGACGCUGGUUUGUUCAAUCAGUUCUUCGUGAAUUUGUAGGCCUGCGGAUAUGGAAAAGGAAAGGCAGAGUUUUCUCGGCUUUACAUGAGCGGCCUUCCUUGCCCAAGUGCUUGACAGAAGCAUGUGGGUUCAGUGAUCACUGAUCUAGCCAGAUGGUUACGAUGUCAAUGUGAUCGUGGAAUGACUGAAAGAGAAGUUUUGUAUAUCCUUUUAGUGCGAAUAUCGCUCUAGGACCAAUCGUAAUGUACGUUUACGGAGUCCAUGAUUGUUGCGAGCAACUUUUUUUCCUGUCAGUUAAACGACGCCGCCCAUGUACACUGCCCGAUGACAAACCAAGACAGCUUCGCCAGGGUAGCCGAUGCUGGCACAAUUUUGGCAUUGCUCUUUGGCUUCUAAAGAAUGUCACGGGAUGUCUCUGUGGCUCACUGCUUACGCA
This is a messenger RNA of Marchantia polymorpha subsp. ruderalis, 1970 nucleotides long. Lineage: Eukaryota; Viridiplantae; Streptophyta; Marchantiopsida; Marchantiales; Marchantiaceae. The record is from the annotation of a GenBank genome assembly.